AUGUCCGACGAUGAGCAGCACCAACAGACCUUCGAGCAGGCCGGCUCCGGCGCGUCCUUAACCUUCCCUAUGCAAUGCUCUGCUCUUCGUAAGAACGGACACGUUGUCAUCAAGGGCCGCCCUUGCAAGAUCGUCGACAUGUCUACCUCCAAGACUGGAAAGCACGGUCACGCCAAGGUCCACCUUGUCGCCAUCGAUAUCUUCACUGGCAAGAAGUUGGAAGAUAUCUCCCCCUCUACCCAUAACAUGGACGUCCCCAACGUCCGUCGUGAGGAAUACCAGCUCGUCAACAUCGACGACGGUUUCCUUAACCUCAUGACCACUGACGGCACUGCCAAGGACGAUGUCCGCGUGCCCGAUGGAGACAUUGGCAAGGAUAUUCAGGCCGGCUUCGACGAUGGCAAGGAUCUCCUUGUCACCAUCAUCAGCGCCAUGGGUGAGGAGCAGGCCAUUUCCUUCAAGGAAGCCCCCAAAGGCUCUUAA
Messenger RNA from Cyclocybe aegerita, 483 nucleotides. Lineage: Eukaryota; Fungi; Basidiomycota; Agaricomycetes; Agaricales; Hemipholiotaceae. The record is from the annotation of a GenBank genome assembly.